AUGGAAGAUCCUAAGAGGAUAGAAGAAGGGUUUGGUUAUGCACCAAUUGUUAAGGAAGAAAACACUGCUGAUAACCAUGGCAAGAAAGAGGGACGCGACGACGUCGUAGAACGACGCGCCGUCGACAAGGAGGAGGAAAGAAUGGAACCAAAGGAGGAGCAACCACCGAUAAAGCAGAAGAGCAAGAGGGUUGCAACUUUAGAUGCGUUUCGAGGCCUAACCAUAGUGCUGAUGAUAUUGGUAGAUGAUGCCGGAGGAUCAUUUCCACGCAUAGAUCACUCACCAUGGAAUGGUUGCACGUUGGCUGACUUUGUGAUGCCAUUUUUCCUCUUCAUUGUUGGUGUCGCAAUCGCUCUCGCCCUCAAGAGAAUUCUAAAAGUUGAGUCCGCAAUCAAAAAGAUAAUAUUAAGGACAUUGAAGCUCUUAUUUUGGGGACUUAUUUUGCAAGGAGGAUACUCUCAUGCACCAGAUGAUCUGUCUUAUGGAGUUGACAUGAAGAAAAUCCGAUGGUUUGGAAUCCUCCAGAGAAUAGCUCUGGUAUACUUUGUGGUAGCUUUCAUAGAGACCCUAACUACCAAGCUUCGACCGACUGUCCUAAAUCCUGGUCAUUUCUCCAUUUUCACUGCAUACAAAUGGCAAUGGCUUGGUGGAUUUGCUGCGUUCCUAAUCUACAUGAUCACAACAUUCUCUCUAUACGUUCCAGAUUGGAGUUUCGUGGCACACCAUGAGAGAUACAUUGUAAAAUGUGGGAUGAGAGGACAUUUAGGACCCGCAUGUAAUGCUGUUGGUUAUGUGGAUCGACAGGUUUGGGGCGUCAAUCAUCUCUACUCAUCUCCUGUCUGGUCACGCUUGAAGGCUUGUACACUUAGUUCUCCAAGUUCUGGUCCACUUCGUCCAGACGCCCCUAGUUGGUGUCAUGGUCCAUUUGAACCCGAAGGCUUGUUGAGUACAAUUUCAGCUAUCCUCUCCGGCACCAUUGGUAUACAUUAUGGGCAUGUCUUGAUUCAUUUCAAGGGCCAUGCUGAGAGGCUCAAGCAAUGGAUCUCAAUGGGGCUUGGUUUGCUUAUCCUGGCCAUCAUUCUUCAUUUUACAGAUGCUAUUCCCAUCAACAAACAGCUCUACAGCUUCAGCUAUGUUUGUUUCACAGCCGGUGCAGCUGGAAUUGUGUUUUCGGUUUUUUACAUACUGAUCGAUGUUUGGGGACUACGUACUCCAUUCUUGUUCCUUGAAUGGAUAGGAAUGAACGCAAUGCUGGUGUUUGUAAUGGCAGCACAAGGUAUAUUUGCAGCAUUCAUAAAUGGAUGGUACUACAAGAGGGAGGAUAAUAAUCUUGUCAAUUGGAUACAAAAACACGUCUUUAUCGAUGUUUGGCACUCUAAUAGGGUAGGUACACUACUGUAUGUGAUAUUUGCCGAAAUCACCUUCUGGGGAGUAGUUUCCGGUAUCUUGCACAAAUUGGGUAUAUACUGGAAGCUAUAAGAAGGAAAAUUUUCAGCCAGCAAGGUGACCGGAAGACUAGGCAAAUACUUGUACUCGUAAGAGUCAAAUAUAUAAAUUAAAUCUCCCAAGUUUUCUUGU
Ilex paraguariensis (yerba mate) is the source of this 1578-nucleotide messenger RNA. The record is from the annotation of a GenBank genome assembly. Lineage: Eukaryota; Viridiplantae; Streptophyta; Magnoliopsida; Aquifoliales; Aquifoliaceae.